ACUCACCCGAACCACCCCCUUCGUGCAUCAUGACCACGAUCCUGGACGAUCAACUCCUGACAUACGGCGAUCGAUGCAUGGGGAAAGUGGUCUUGAUCACGGGGGCAGCGAGUGGCAUCGGGCGCGCAGCAGCGACACAGUUCGCAAAGUUGGGGGCAAAGAUAGUGAUUGGUGACAUUGAUCUUGCCGGCGCUCAGGAAACCGCCUCGCGAAUCAAGUCAGCAGGAGGCCAAGCGGUCGUCAAAGGCUGUGAUGUGUCAUCUUGGGAAGAUCAGACAGCCCUAUUUGAGCUCGCUAUCUCAACUUACGGCGCGGUCGAUAUCGUUAUUCCCAAUGCCGGGGUCAUUGAAAUGGGCCAGUACUUCGUCACUUCGAUGUCUUCCGGGCCCGACCCUCGUCCAUUGAAACCGAACUUGAAAACACUCGAGAUAAACCUGAUCGCUGUACUAUACACCGUCAAUUUAGCGCAGCAUUACCUGAAGAUCAAUCGGGCACCUCUCGAAGGAUUGAAGGCCAUAGUUCUGAUAGCAUCCAUUGCUUCUUGGAUUGCUUUGUUUGAGGGACCUAUCUACAGCGCCUCGAAGCACGGUGUCCUUGGCCUAAUGCGUGCCUUGGCUCCCCUCUAUGCCAAAGACAAUAUCCGGAUCUCGAGUAUUCAUCCAUGGUUUGCUGAUACAAAUAUAUUGAAUACACAACUCAAGGUCAUCCUCGCCGGCAUUCCAAUGACGCCUGUUGAACGUAUUGCAAACGCCAUCGUGUAUUCGGCGACAGAUCCCAGCCCGCUCACCAAUGGAUGUCCCUGGCUUUUGCCCGAUGAUGGACCAUUGCUCUUGCUGGAGCAGGAGGUGCUUCGCGAAGGAGUCUACGACAUGCUCAACAAGCGUGUGGCGAGGGUUAAAAGCAUAACUGAGAGCCUGUACCUGUGUACUGCUUUUGGUGCUGCUGUCGGACGUCUUCUUUUCAGACCUGUUAUGCUCUCCGCCGGUCUCGCCGGGAUGGCAUACGCAUGGCACCGGUAUGGGCGCCUUCUGCAAUGACGGACCGGGCUGCCCAGUAAUUUUCGUGCUCGAGGAUGGAAAAUGUCUAUAAGUACAUACUUAACAUGAACGUAUACUCCGCGAAUGAACUCGGAAGUAUGCUAAUGUGGUAGUCUCCC
Molecule: messenger RNA, 1156 nt
Organism: Punctularia strigosozonata HHB-11173 SS5
Lineage: Eukaryota; Fungi; Basidiomycota; Agaricomycetes; Corticiales; Punctulariaceae
Product: NAD(P)-binding protein
Exons: 9
Coding region: 30-1037 (335 amino acids)
Cellular component (GO): cytoplasm
Molecular function (GO): oxidoreductase activity, acting on the CH-OH group of donors, NAD or NADP as acceptor
Source: RefSeq, a predicted model, not a curated record